Molecule: messenger RNA, 996 nt
Organism: Frankliniella occidentalis (western flower thrips)
Lineage: Eukaryota; Metazoa; Arthropoda; Insecta; Thysanoptera; Thripidae
Product: basic proline-rich protein-like
Exons: 5
Coding region: 1-996 (331 amino acids)
Source: RefSeq, a predicted model, not a curated record
AUGGACCCAGGGCCUCCGAUCUCAAGGCCCUCCGGCCCAGCACCCCUGCACUCAGCACUGUCGGGCUCAGCACCUCCGGGCGCAGUACCCACGGGCUCAGCACCUCCGGGCUCAGCACCUCCGGGCUCAGCACCUCCGGGCUCAGCACCUCCGGGCUCAGCACCUCCGGGCUCAGCACCUCCGGGCUCAACACCCCUGGGCUCAACACCCCUGGGCUCAGCACCCCUGGGCUCAGCACCCCUGGGCUCAGCACCCCCGGGCACAGCUCCCCCGGGCUCAGCACCCCAGGACUCAGCACCCCAGGACUCAGCUCCCCUUUGCUCAGCUCCCCCUUGCUCAGCUCCCCCUGGCUUAGAUACCCCUGGCUCAGCUCCCUCGCUCUCAGCACCCCCGGACUUGGCACUCCCGGACUUAGCACUCCCGGACUCAACACCCCCGGACUCAGCACCCCCGGACUCAGCACCCACGGAGUCAGCUCCCAGCUGCAUGAUGACGCCUUCCUAUGUAAGUUUCACGGCGGCCAGGUGGUGUGGCGCUGCGCCCGAGCCCACGACCUCCGCGGGCCCCCGCCACCCCAAGCGGAAGCGGGCCGCGAGCCGCAAGACGCGCAAAGAGGCAGAGCCGCAGAACGACGCCGUCCUCGGCGCCGCCCCCGUGGCCAGGACCCCCGAGCCCAGGAAGCGGAAGUUCAAGAUCAUCGAGACCAGCAGCAACUCCAAGGCGAGGGUUUCCGAGUCAAGGAAGACGCACAAGGGUCGGCACAAGGCGCCCGAGCUGCAGGACGACGCUUCCCCCUGCGCCGCCCCCGCACACAGGACCUCCGAGGCUAGGACGCCCGAUCCCAUGAACCCCGUGCUCAAGGCCUCCGCCGAGGCCAGCAUCUCCGAGACCAGGAUAGCCGCGGCCCCCCGCUUCUGCAAGCGGGCCGUGAGCCUCGAGACGUACAGGGAGACAGAGCCUCAGGACGACUUCUUCCCCUUGUCAGACAUGCGGUGA